This is a messenger RNA of Trichogramma pretiosum, 2502 nucleotides long. Its product is annotated as zinc finger protein 775-like. Bases 1 to 1107 code for a protein of 368 amino acids. The record is from RefSeq and is a predicted model, not a curated record. The transcript is spliced from 3 exons. Lineage: Eukaryota; Metazoa; Arthropoda; Insecta; Hymenoptera; Trichogrammatidae.
AUGCCGAUGACAGGUAAUGAAUCGGACGCGAAAGUAUCUUUAGCCCUGGGUCUCGAGCCCGUUGCAGGUUGGGGCGGUUUGAGCGGGCGCGGGGCCGCCGACAGCGUGUCGCUCCUGUCGUCGGCUGGCUUCGCCGCGGGCCUCGAGGGCCUGGCGCGUCGCUGCGGAGUCUGCCUGGCCAGCUUCCCCUCGAGCUGGCUGCUCGAGCGCCACGCCGUCCUGCAGCACGCCGGACAGCAGCACGACGACAAGCCGUUCACGUGCGAGCAGUGCGGCCAGCGCUACCGCUACCGCUCGGCCUACGUCAAGCACCGCGAGCAGAACCAUCGGGCGCGCCUACCGGCCGACAAGCUCUUCACCUGCGACGUCUGCGGCAUGCAGUUCAGGUACCUGAAAUCCUUCAAGAAGCACCGCUUGAACCACGCGCUGGAGCGUCUGCAGCGGCCCCUGUCGAGCGAGUCGCAAGGCCCGAGCGAGCGCAGCGACCAGGUCUCGAGCACCGGAGAGCCGUCGUCGCAGCUGGAGGGGGGCGACACCAGUCCCCUGGCGCUGGACCUCGAGGAGCGCGCCGCUAGACCUCGGGACAGUCCCGAGAGGCAGCAGGAGGCCCGGCGGCCAGCCACGCCGACGGCCGGCAGCGACGCCGAGGACGCGGCCAUGGACGAGGAGGUGCGGCUGGCCAACGAGGACGGCGCGACCAGCCUGAACCUGAGCAUGCGCAGCGCCCUCGGCAGCUUGGCGGCGGCCGCGAGCACGACCAACAGCGGCGCGGCCACGACCAACAGCGGUAGCGGCAGCGCCGGUGCCGGCCCCGGGCCCGGCGCCAUCAGCGAGGCCGAGCGCCGGGAGCGUCGCUUCGCCUGUCCCUUCUGCGGCAAGUGCGUCCGCUCCAAGGAGAAUCUCAAGCUGCACGUGCGCAAGCACACGGGCGAGCGGCCCUUCGUCUGUCUGUUCUGCGGCCGGGCCUUCGGGGGCAAGAGCGACCUCACGAGGCACCUGCGCAUACACACCGGCGAGCGACCUUACCACUGCGAGAUGUGCGGCAAGUGCUUCGCCCGGGCCGAUUAUCUCUCCAAGCACCUGACCACUCACAUACACCAGCGCUGAGGUCGACUCGCCAGCGGGCUCGGUUCCCCGGCUUUGCGGGGAUAGCUCGUCCAGGCCCGUCCAUCUCCUUUGCCAUGGAUCGACUUAACCAAUACCGAAGCCUCGGCUGCGACUCGCGACUAAUAUGCGACUAAUAUGCGACUAAUAUGCGACUUAUAUGUGACUAUCCACGUCCCUUUCGGCGCUCAAACCCCUUCUACAGAGAAAUUAGCUCUGUAUAAAUACAAAGCAUGUGAUAUGAAUCAAUCGAACCAAAGAUACAGUAGCUACGCGCAAACGCUAAUUUUAAAUAUUUCUUGAAACAGAAUUUCCAUUUUAAAUAGGUAGUCUUUUGACUGCUUAACGAACAUUUCACAACGAAUUUCGCGCACGCUUACACGCUCGCGACAGCGAUUAUAAAUGCUUCCGGCCAAUGAAAAUGCGUACAGGCUUUUCUUUUAAUACACGCUUUGACCAGCGUACCGAGUCAUCUUCUUUAUCUCAUUAUUCGACGAAUAACGUCUUCGUCAUUAUAGCCAAUUGUAUAAAAAACUUUUGAAUUCGUUAAGAUUUGAAACUGGCCCUUGAAGCAACAAAGCCAAAAUAAAACAAAUUCGAGUUGACGGGAAAAAAGGCAGCAAAUGUGUCCUCGUGGUCUAAAAUUGAAACUCUGAGGAUGAAAAUAAUUCUGCGAUUGUGUGUUAAAAAAAGUGUUGGAAUACGGUACUUGGAAUAUGCUACGACUAACUUAUUUGCCACCUCACGAACGCACACACAUGACAAAUGUCGUCGUUGAGUCUGCAUUAUAAUAACAGCGAGAGACGUUAGGAGGGAAAAGCCUCGGACGCGAGCUUGCAAAAUCACAAGAGGACGGCCGCGCACGUACGAUAUAUAUAUCGAGUUUAACGUCUUUACUUCCGCAGAAGCCUAGAGGAAAUGCGCAGCUCAACUUGCUCAAGUCAGAGAAACUUGCGAGCUUUUGAGCUUUCAACUCUGACGCGUACGAAGCUCUCGGGAGCUCUUUGCUGUAAUCCCGCGCGUUAAACCUUGGCGGCCUUUUGCUCGAGGCUUACGUCAAAGCGGCGACCUGCGCUCCUUACACGCAGAAAUUUUAUCUAUGCUGGUCCUUAACAACCAUCUUUUACAUUUAUUAACGACAACUUUUUUAUCAACACACUUUAUCGUUAUUAUUUUUUAAUUCUUAAGUAUGAAUUAAAAAUUAGCACGUUACCAACGCAUUGAUUGACAGCGGAAACGACUCAAUUUUUCUUACAAAAAGCAAUAACAGAAAACUAAAGAUAAAUUAAAACCAAAUUUUCAAAUAUAUGUAAAUGAACAUUAUGUUGCCAUUUUAUAAAAUAUCGUUUAAUAAAAUAAACGAGAAAAAUUAAUAUCUAUAAUAUACAUAAUAUAUCC